AUGAGCAAUUCGAGUUCCUUGUUUUCGGUUCUAACACCAUUGGACCUUACCUACAUCUCUGCUUCGAUGGAUAUCUAUCUCUACGGAUAUACCUUGGUUAUGUUCAUCGGAUUGAUUGGUAACAUCUGUCAAAUUAUAACAUUUUCACAGAAGUUCAUGCAGAGCUUAAGCACAGGUAUCUUAUUCCUGGCAAUGAGUAUAUCUGACACAAUAUAUAUAUUACAAUGUUUAUACGUUGUGAUUGUUUAUGGAUUCAAAAUUUCCGACAGGUCCAAUUACGGUCAAACAUGCCAGUUUCGGCACUUCAUGAAUUAUUUAUCAACUAACUUCAGCGCAUGGAUGCUCACAACAAUCACAUGUGAUCGAUGGAUACGUUCACGAUAUCCCAUCAAAGCCAAACAGAUUUGUAGACCGCGAAUAGCAGUUUAUGCCAUCAUAGUGGCAUUGACCUUCGAUUUUGUUCUAAAUUUUCAUCUACUAACACCAAUGUUCGGUCAAAUAGCACCAGGAGUAACAACAAAUUGUGGUGCUAAUCGAUCAUAUCCAACUUACACAUACUUUUAUACAUACUUUUGGCCAAUUAUAGUCACUCUUUCUGUGACAAUCGUUCCUGCAUGUAUCAUGAUUUAUUUUCUUAUAUCAAUUGCUCACACGAUCAAAACUCGACGGAAUCGAGUUCAACCAAUAGGUUCAACAGCCGCCAAUCCACAUGAACGGCGUCGCGCACAUUAUCUUCAUCGUCAAAUGUUAAUACUGAUGUUUGCGACAUUAAUUCUUUUCUUUCUAACAACAAUUCCAGUGGCACUAUUCCGUCUGACUUUCUCAAUAUUUAAUAUUCAACAAUCAUUCUCGUUUAGUCUUCUCUUAGCAUCCAUAUUUGGCUUAAUAACAACAAUAAAUUAUUCAUUAAACUUCUAUUUGCAUUCGUUAACAUCAAAUCUAUUUCGAAAACAGUUCUUUCACUGUUUUCCGUGUGUUAUUACAAUUACAUCACGGAAUCACAACCGUAAUUUAGAGACAGGCAACAGUAUGCAACGAUACGUGACUCGUGCACCGCAAGGUACGAUCACACAACUUAUGCAACAACAAUUGUACCAUAAUGAGACUGACCUGAACUGCACAACAAUGACGUGA
Messenger RNA from Adineta ricciae, 1134 nucleotides. The record is from the annotation of a GenBank genome assembly. Lineage: Eukaryota; Metazoa; Rotifera; Eurotatoria; Adinetida; Adinetidae.